Molecule: messenger RNA, 1155 nt
Organism: Pyrenophora tritici-repentis Pt-1C-BFP
Lineage: Eukaryota; Fungi; Ascomycota; Dothideomycetes; Pleosporales; Pleosporaceae
Source: RefSeq, a predicted model, not a curated record
AUGGUACACUUGACCUCACGAGCUUUGCUUUAUAUCAUGACGGAGAAGGAGGUUCCAAACGGCCAAGGCAAUUUCCUGGUACGCUCCGCAAACGCCACCAUCCCGACCCAGCUCAGUGCACAGGUCUUAUACCAGAUUCCUGUCAUGAAAGAUGGCGUCACAGCGCACUGCUUAAAUGCAGACAACACUCGACAAACGACAUUGGAUACGCCAGUCACCUACUCUCUGGACGACGGUGCUUCUAUCGGCACUAUUUCCAGUCUGAGGAACCUAAUUCAGCAUUUUCUCGACCAUGGCGGCUCUCGAGACACACCAGUCAACGCUAUACCACCGGUCUGGGUUGCUUCGCCUGAACCCGGUUCCUCUUCAGUUGUUGGCAGCUUCAUUCAAAACAAUUGCGCCAGCCUGGAGCGAUACGUGAUUUUGGAUUUACUACUCAACAAAUUCAAUCAAUCUACGCCGUUGUCCGGUCCUUGUUUGUACACAAAGACAUGUACAGUAGCCGCUUUCUGGGAGCCGUCUCAACACGAACUUGCAGCGGAAGGCGGUUCAUGGGUAGUCCGUACAGGCUCGCUUUCGAACUUGGAUCAUGGUUUACCCAAAACUGCACGCCCAAUUUCCGCUGACCUCGACAGCAUCACUGGCUUGAACACUCCGUCAUUUGGCGCCAUGAUAUCCAAAGAUUUUCAAAGUGACAGCACCAGACUAGCUGUUGCGUUGGCUACCGUCUUUUCCGAAAUCCCUUGGAGAGAGCAGAUACAAAGCGCAUCUGGAAAUGAACAGUAUACAGUGAUUGAGAUUGCCUUAACGCGUCUUGGCUACGGAUAUGAAACAUCAUCCACAUCUACACGCUUAUCGCUAAUCGUUAUCAUGGCAUACUGCAUAUUCGCUGUCGGAUACAUAACAUACAUGCUCAGUAGCGGCCACACAUCUACGGCAUGGAAUUCGGCAACUGAGAUCAUUGUUCUUGCGUUGCAGUCAAAGCGCAGUGAGCAUUUGCGCCAUGUUUCGGCUGGCAUCAACUCCAUAGAAACAUAUCAGGAGCCUGUUGGGAUACGAGUUAGUGAUCGCAAUGAUCUGGAAUUGGUGUUCGAGCGUGAUCAAAGUAACCAGUUGCGGAAAUUAAGAAGGGUUGGGCUGAACAAGGCAUAUUAG